Oncorhynchus masou masou (cherry salmon) is the source of this 634-nucleotide messenger RNA. Its product is annotated as cAMP-dependent protein kinase type I-beta regulatory subunit-like. The annotation marks the transcript as partial. The transcript has 7 exons. NCBI's taxonomy places the organism in Eukaryota, Metazoa, Chordata, Actinopteri, Salmoniformes, Salmonidae. The record is from RefSeq and is a predicted model, not a curated record.
AUGACGCGAGGGCCAGCCAACGAGAGCAUACAAGUCGCUGGGGAAGAGUCCCAGCAGAUCCUGGCCCGCCAGAAGUCCAACUCUCAGUCGGACAGCCAUGAUGACGAGGUGUCCCCCCCACUGCCCAACCCAGUGGUCAAGGCCCGCCGCCGCAGGGGAGGGGUCAGUGCUGAAGUCUACACUGAAGAGGACGCCGUCAGCUACGUCCGCAAGGUGAUUCCUAAAGACUACAAGACCAUGACUGCUCUGGCCAAGGCCAUCUCCAAGAACGUGCUGUUUGCUCACCUCGACGACAACGAAAGGAGUGACAUAUUUGAUGCCAUGUUCCCUGUCAUGCACAUUGCGGGAGAGACAGUUAUUCAGCAAGGUGAUGAAGGAGACAACUUCUACGUGAUUGACCAAGGAGAAGUGGAUGUAUAUGUGAACGGAGAGUGGGUGACCAGUAUCGGGGAGGGGGGCAGCUUUGGGGAGCUGGCCCUGAUCUACGGGACCCCCCGAGCCGCCACCGUCAAGGCCAAGACUGACAUGAAGCUGUGGGGCAUCGACCGGGACAGCUACCGACGCAUCCUCAUGGGUAGCACACUGAGGAAGAGGAAGAUGUACGAAGAGUUCCUGAGCAAGGUCUCCAUCCUCG